GAAAGAAAGGGGGAAAAACAUAGACAUACAUACCCGAGGAACUGUUUGUUUACAAAGACGUCCAUGGGCUUCCCAUCUGAUUGCCAAAACUUCCAUAUACAAAGCGUUUCUGGUAAUUUUGUAGCGAUCCCAUUCCCCACACAAAAGGUGGUGGCAAAAAAAGUUCUUUUUGUACACACUGCGAUGAUGGCGAUGAUGAUGCCUGCAAUCCCCAACAGCAGCAUCAACCCCCCAACAAAAUUCCUCUCCUUUUCUCUCUCUUCUCCCCUUCCUUUUCGCCUCCCUUCUCUGUCUUAUCUCCCCCAUAAUCCUGUGGUUAAUGUUUUCGAUUUCCUUUCCUUACGCCAUGGUAAUCACACCCCAUUAAAAUACUGAAACUACCACCAGCACCUGCUUCAGGAUAUGGAGGAAAAGUGUGGUUGUUGGGCUGUUUUGACUCGUACUGUUUCUGGUGUUUGCAAAUCCUCCGCUUCCAGAGACUCUCCCAACACUAUUCCUCGAACUAGUCUAGUUUAUGAUUCUGCCACCGAGACGCGGUAUUUAAAUGCUAGCAACAGAGAUCUCUGUCCCCUGAAUGAAGCUGAGCUAGCCUCUGAUGAUGCCAAUCCAUCUCCAUCAGAUAACAAAGCAAGCAGCAAACUGCUUCAGUUCUCUUUUCACGAGCUCAAGGCGGCAACUGGAAACUUUAGACCUGAUAGUAUUCUUGGGGAAGGUGGAUUUGGAUUUGUCUUCAAAGGAUGGAUUGAAGAGAAUGGGACAGCCCCUGCAAAACCCGGAUCAGGAAUUACGGUAGCUGUUAAGAGCUUGAAAUUAGAUGGUCUUCAAGGCCACAGAGAAUGGGUGGCUGAGGUCGCCUUUCUCGGACAACUUCACCAUCCAAAUCUUGUUAAGCUUAUAGGUUAUUGUAAUGAAGACGAUCAACGUUUGCUUGUUUAUGAGUUUAUGAGCCGUGGAAGUCUUGAGAACCAUGUUUUCAGAAGGACUGUACCUCUUCCAUGGUCCAAUAGGAUUAAGAUCGCCCUUGGAGCAGCAAAAGGAUUGGCCUUUCUUCAUAACGGUCCAGUACCUGUUAUUUAUAGAGAUUUUAAGACGUCCAACAUCUUACUCGAUUCAGAAUACAAUGCAAAGCUUUCGGAUUUUGGUUUUGCGAAAGCGGGGCCUCAAGGAGACAAAACACAUGUUUCUACCAGGGUAAUUGGGACAUAUGGCUACGCUGCUCCUGAAUAUGUAAUGACAGGACAUCUGACAUCCAAGAGUGAUGUUUAUAGCUUUGGUGUUGUGCUACUUGAGAUUGUGACAGGGAGAAGAUCCAUGGACAAGAAACGUCCGAGUGGGGAGCAGAACCUUGUCUCAUGGGCUCGGCCAUAUUUAGCCGAUAAAAGGAAGCUGUAUCUUAUAGUGGAUCCCCGCUUGGAAUUGAACUAUUCCAUCAAAGGGGUGCAGAAGGUCUCCCAGCUUGCUUGCAGUUGUCUCAGUAGGGACCCGAAACUACGUCCAACCAUGGACGAAGUUGUGAAGAUUCUUACUCCACUGCAAGACCUCAACGACUUUGCCAUCCUAUCGUCUCACUGCCGCUUAUCUUCACAAGGGAGGCGCAAGAAGAAACCUGAAGGCCUCACCUACUCUCAAAGCUUCAGAGCUUCUCCAUUGAAUGCUGGAAAGCAGCAUCUAAAUUCUAAGGUGAUCAAUCUCUGAAUCCUCUCUGAUUUAUGAAAAGUAAACAAAGGUUUAAGGUCGGAAACGUUCGCAUUAGCUAACUGGAUUUGUUAGGACAAUACUACAUAUGAUGAAGCCUGUUUAAUUUCCUCUAGUAUCAAAUAUUUGCCAGAAGCAGAGGCAGAAUAUGAGAGAAAAGGCAUAUCAUUAGCUUCACUGCACAAUUGCAUCUUCUUUUGUGGGUCUGCAUUGCCUUGUAAGUUCUAGCUAGACAAAGAUCUUCGAGUGUCAAAUUUGCAGUCGCUUUCAAUUUUCAGUGCUCUUUUGUGGAUGUAUCUUUCUUGAACAUUUAUGGGAAAUAUCUGGCUUUCCUUUCUUUGAGGAAUUCCAUUCUUAGUAUGUCAAAUCCGAGAGAAAAAGAAAUUCUAUGGGUU
Molecule: messenger RNA, 2090 nt
Organism: Momordica charantia (bitter melon)
Lineage: Eukaryota; Viridiplantae; Streptophyta; Magnoliopsida; Cucurbitales; Cucurbitaceae
Product: serine/threonine-protein kinase PBL34
Biological process (GO): protein phosphorylation
Molecular function (GO): protein kinase activity; ATP binding
Source: RefSeq, a predicted model, not a curated record